AUGUCUUUGUGGCUCACGGGCCCAGUUGCUCCGCGGCAUGUGGGAUCCUCCCAGACCAGGGCUCGAACCCGUGUCCCCUGCAUUGGCAGGCAGAUUCUCAACCACUGCGCCACCAGGGAAGCCCGAUCCUUGGAUAUUUUUGAUGAGAGAUUACAUCCACUCACACGAGAAAAGAUUCCAGAGGAAUACUGCGAGCAUGAUCCUGAACACAAAUUCAUUUACAGAUUUGUUCAUACUCUUUGUAGUGCCGCACAGCUCACUGCUGAAUGUGCAGUUGUAACUUUGGUUUACUUAGAAAGGCUUUUAACUUAUGCUGAGAUCGACAUUUGCCCCACUAACUGGAAAAGAAUUGUUUUGGGAGCCAUUCUUCUUGCCUCCAAGGUUUGGGACGAUCAGGCUGUAUGGAAUGUGGACUACUGCCGGAUCCUCAAGGACGUUACAGUUGAGGACAUGAAUGAGAUGGAAAGGCACUUCCUGGAGCUACUUCAGUUUAAUAUUAAUGUUCUUUUCAGUGUGUAUGCCAAAUACUACUUUGACCUUCACUCCUUAGCACAUGACAACAACCUGAAUGUUCUAUUCGCUCCUCUUAGCAAAGAAAGAGCACAGAACUUAGAGGCCAUUUCCAGAUUGUGUGACGACGAAUACAAAGACGUGUGUAGAGCUGCUAUGAGAAGGUCUUUCAGCACUGAUCAUUUCAUUGGUAUUCGGCGCUCCAAUGCCAUCCUCUCUUAAGGGAGAAGUGAGGGGUUGUAACAUCAUAAACCCCUCGAAACAAGGACUGGAGAAAUAUCACCUCUCCUGCUCAGAAACCAGCAAAGUUAGUAUUUUCACCUUAAAGAAAGACAUUGAAUUCAAGAGACUCAUGGACAAGCGAAGAUUAUGCUCAUAGGAAAGAACGGGACCUCGUCAAUGUAACACGCUCUUCUGUCCUUUUUAUUAUAAACAGAGUUACAAAAACCACUCCAAAGCUAAAAGCUCCCAAUCCAUGCACAGAUAUCUGCUCCCAAUCCACGCACAGAUAUCUGAUAGCUGUGAACUAUGUGAGGUUUUUUAAUGAAUAGCUUAAAUUUUUAGACUUUAAAGACACUAACUAUAUAACUUCUAUGUUUUUCUUGCCUCACUGUCCCAUAAUG
Molecule: messenger RNA, 1133 nt
Organism: Balaenoptera ricei (Rice's whale)
Lineage: Eukaryota; Metazoa; Chordata; Mammalia; Artiodactyla; Balaenopteridae
Product: cyclin-Y-like protein 1
Exons: 6
Coding region: 1-732 (243 amino acids)
Biological process (GO): regulation of canonical Wnt signaling pathway; regulation of cyclin-dependent protein serine/threonine kinase activity
Cellular component (GO): plasma membrane
Molecular function (GO): protein kinase binding; cyclin-dependent protein serine/threonine kinase activator activity
Source: RefSeq, a predicted model, not a curated record